Molecule: messenger RNA, 876 nt
Organism: Styela clava
Lineage: Eukaryota; Metazoa; Chordata; Ascidiacea; Stolidobranchia; Styelidae
Source: RefSeq, a predicted model, not a curated record
UGUCUACAGUCACCAACAAACAAGAAGGCUUGAUCUGCGACAUUUGUGUUCGGUGGUUUCACCGAAAAUGUUUCAAUGGAACUACAGUAGGAAUGUCCAGGCCGCAAUACAGAUUACUGAAAAGUCGAGACGUCACUUUUGACUGGAAAUGCCUAGACUGCUACACAAAGGCCGAAGAUCAUCAACAACAACAGCGGAAUGAUUCCACGAUAUAUCUGGCCCCGCCGACGACCAUUCCACGACUCGUUGAUUAGUCCGACUCUGAAUGCUCUGAGAUUAGCCCAAUACCUAUGACUGAGGAAAUUUUUACAUUUCCCGUCGGAUGUUCAGGGGUGGUGGAGUCAUCCAUAGAGGCUUCUGUUCUUAGGGACAUAUCCAGCGAAAAUGCCGAGACGACCUUCGUAGUGGAAGGGGACCUGAGUCAAAGAAAACACCCCAAGCUGUAUGAGAGGCACGGUUACUCCUAUACGGUUCUUCGCACUAAUAUCAAUGGAAGUGUUACCUGGCGGUGUUCGGUGCGGAGGAAAGGAAAUAUAUGCCCGGCCAAGGUAUACCAAACAGAGGAUGAUUUUAGUAGAAAUGGUUUGGAUCAUACCCACGAACCUAGACCAAACGAACGGCCCCGCGUCCUUCUCAACAGGGCAGUUUUGAAGCGCGGGUUGGAAAAUCCGUACUCGGCAUGUGGAAUCAUUACGAAAGCGGCAAGGAGAGACAUGACCAACCCGCCUUCUAUAAGAUUCACUAAUGUACUCGUGUGAAGAAAUUUGUCAUGGACUUUGAAGCAGCAACAUGGCAAGCACUGUCUCUGGUAUGGCCGGAUGUGAGAAGACAGGGAUGUGCAUUCCAUUUCACUCAGGCCAUCAUGAAGAACAUGCG